Messenger RNA from Hypomesus transpacificus, 1065 nucleotides. Its product is annotated as nuclear receptor coactivator 7-like. The record is from RefSeq and is a predicted model, not a curated record. Bases 362 to 1027 code for a protein of 221 amino acids. Gene Ontology annotation, biological process: regulation of transcription by RNA polymerase II; response to oxidative stress. Lineage: Eukaryota; Metazoa; Chordata; Actinopteri; Osmeriformes; Osmeridae. Gene Ontology annotation, cellular component: nucleus. The transcript is spliced from 8 exons.
UGACAACAUAAGGAUUUGUUCGGCACAUGUCUUGUAAGGGUGGACCACCUCUACUCCUUCUUUGUCCAGUGGUCCCUGGACAUUUACAAAAAAGAUCCUGAGAAACCUCUGUACUUAAUGGUGAAGAAAGAUAAGCUUGCAGCCAUUGACAAGUGUACAAGGGUCAUUGUUCCCUCGGCCAAAAACUGGGAGAAAUGACGCCCAGCCUCUCAGAUGGGUUUCUUCAGGGUGGAGCCAGGAGCAGCCAACACGAAUCGACCUUCUAGUAGUUGAAAGAAGCACAUGAAGAGUAUAUAACAUGUGCAGACCCAGUUAGUGGAUAUUAAAACUUUCUCAACAUUGAGCAAGAAAUACUUUCAAAAUGAGACCUAGGACAGAAAACUUCAAGAUUAUGUACUUUGCAAAGCACUGGAUGGAACCAUAUGUACAGAUUGUUACUGAAAAUGACGGGAAGUGUUGUCAUAGCGUGUGCAGCUUAGAAGAUGAAGAGGAACCUGUAGAACGGGAGGACCUUCUCCCUGUUUUGGUGGAACCCAGUCAGCUCCUGGAUGACCACCACAUAGAAAGUUUGGCCAAUCACAUGCCGGCGCGGACUCAGGGAUAUCCAUGGCGAUUGGUUUACAGCAUGGCAGUUCAUGGCUCAAGCUUAAAGACUCUCUAUAGAAAAAUGGCUGAAGUAGAUAGCCCUGUGUUGUUGGUCAUCAAAGACUUGGAACAUAAGGUAUUCGGAGCCUUUUCCUCAGAUCCCUUUAGAGUGAGUAACUAUUGCUACGGAACAGGGGAGACUUUUCUCUACAGCUUCAGCCCUGAGUUUCAGGCCUAUAGGUGGAGUGGGGAGAACUGUUACUUUGUGAGAGGUCACUUGGAUUCAUUACAGAUUGGUGGAGGAGGGGGACGUUUUGGCCUGUGGCUAGACAGUGACCUGUACCAAGGUUCAAGUUUUACCUGCUCCACCUUCCAAAAUCAGCAGCUGUCCAGUGAGCAGGAUUUUAAGGUUCUGGCCCUGGAGGUCUGGACUGUCUGGUGAACUCUGACUCAAAGAGCGAGAGAAUGAGAACAAGAGAU